GUUGUACAGUAAAAAUAUUCGCAAACAGCUGAGCAUGACAUUACAUAAAAUGUUAACGGCGCCGAUCAAGCAUUUGUUGGAUACCUAUCACUGUAUCUUCAGUCAGGUUUAAAUUUUAAUGGACUUUAAAAUUUGAAUACACGAGGAAAUCACACAGUUAGCGUUAAAUUUUCGUCUUUGUUUAUGGAAAUUGAAUGUAGGGGAUAGUGCAAGAUUAAUGCUGUAUACAUUUUUAUAUCUGUGGUUUGAUAAGUUAUUGAUUUUGGAAAUAAAAACUGCCGGUGACAUCUGUCGUCUGAGUACAGUCUGGAGCACGCGAUAACUCAAUUGUUUGGCUUAUAACCAAAUACAUACUAAUAAGUAAAAUUACCUACUAGUAGUCCUACUACGAGUUCUUCUUUGUUUUGUUAUUAUUUUAUUGUUGGUAAAACACUACUUAAAGUACCUACUAAACAUUUUCUUUGGUCAAGUUAUUGAGCUUCUAAAAAAAUCUCAUUAUAAUUAAACAUAAUAUCCAACGUGUGGGGAAGGAUAUAAAUGAAGAAUGAUAGUUUACGGGUUAUAUGCCUUUCCACCCUGUAUAUAGACGACUGUGUCCUAGAAAACUCGCAUAUUCAAUGAUGGCGUUAUCGCGUAUAUCUGUGCGGUAUCACGUGACUCCCAAGCAAUUUAGUAUGUGUUGUAGUUUACGUCAAAUAUUUUAUAGAUUUUUUCUACUUGAGGAAACUAGAGUCAGACUAUGAAUAGUCUGCAUCGGAUUUGAUAGCCCACGCAGUGAAAGUGUUAUUUAAAACGUCAAACUUCUAUAAAAUUAUGACGUAAAAAUGACACUUGCACUGCGAGGGCUAUCAAAUCCAGACUUUUUUUGGUCCAACUCUACUCAUUUAUUUUGGAUGUUGUUAUCUAUAUCUAUGGAGGUUCACCUUAAGACUUCAUUAAUUUUCUCCUCCCUGACACAGGUUAAAAAUCAUAUAAACUAUUCAAAUGAAAAUAUACAUAAAUUGUAUAUGUAUUUUAAAAAUAUUCAAAUAUAUGUUAUAGCCUGCUUUUAUGUGAUGUUUACCAUUAGUUUAUUAGUUAUAAAUAAUUUAUGUAUUUUCAUAUUUUGAGUAAGUAAUGUGUAUUUUUACAUAAUAAAACUAAGAUCAAGAUCUGUUAGCCUUUGACAUGUAUAUAGGUUUUGUGUACAUAUAAUGUAAAAAUUGCAUAUAAUAUACAUAUUGAAUAAUUACUACUAGUUACUUAAUAAUCAGUAUAACGUAAUUUAAGUGAACGAAAUAAACUGCGUGUUUAAUUGUUCUAAAAAAUAUGACAAUGAGUGUAAACACAAGCCUUUGAUAUAACUUUUCUUAAAAUAUUUCUGGAACGAAAAAAUCGUAUACACAGUUAGCGUAUGGCCAAGACUAGUCUGCAGCAAUUUUCAUAGCCCACGCAGUGCAAGUAUUGUUUUAAAUGUUAACUUCUAUGAACUUAUGACGUAUAAAUAACACUUGCACUGCGUGGGCUAUCAACAUCGCACAGACUUUUCUUGGUCUAACUCGAGACCCCAUUCACAUGAGUGCCUUUGGAACGCGCGUUAAAAAAUGCGCUUGAAUCUGUCCGCAGUCGCAUGCUAAAUUCGAUUUAACGGCCAAGGUUAAAGUCGAAAAUCCAACUACGCUUCAUAAAAAGCGCCACCGCCAUCGUGUGAAUAAAUACACAUGUAUACCUACUUAUCCAUUUGUGGCAUUCAAGCGCUUGUAUAACGCGCGUAGAAAAAGCGCUCGUGUGUAUGAGACCUUUUCCGCACAAUUUUGUACAAAUCAUCGUAUAAGCAUUUUGACUUUACAGAAAAACAAGCAUUGCUUUCAUUUGUUGUACAAUACAUUCAAAUAAUUUUAUAGAGAUUACCAACUUUUAAUUUAUUUUGUAGUUAAUAAAACUAUACAGUGUACCUACUUAGAUUGUGAGCAUAAUAAUAAUAAAAAAAACAAUGAGUACUUAACUAAUUCGUUUUCAUAUUUCCAAGUUUCAUAUUGAUUGAUAUGACAGCCUGACCUCUCCCUUAUCCCUUACCAAUCGUUGAAAAAUGUAGUUGUAAAUUGGCCCGGUAUAACUGUCUCAUUUCAAACAUAAAUAUGUAGAGAGAAUCAUACUGUCUUUGACUUAGGCUAGUACUAGCACCCAAAAGAGUUUCUUUAAAAAAUUAAAGAAUGUUUCCUUUAAGAAAACUGUGCCAACUUAAGGUUUUAAGGCACUUUCCCUCCAGGGCCCAUAUUUUUUUUCCACACUGUAGAGAACAAAGAACAACCAGGGAAGUUUUAGUCUACUGCUGGUAACACUAUAUCUGUCAAAAGUGUCAAUGUCAGUUAAAUGUCAUGCUAUGCUUGCUCUACGUUCUUGGCUCAAUUUAACUUUUUGAUAACAAUACAGAUUAGGAACUUUUUAUUUAUUGGGCGAACUAAGCGCGGCAAAUCCAGUCUUAUGCUUUGGAUAUGGCGGUUGCAAACUGCUAUUUUAAAUAGAGUGUAAUAAGAAAUUGUAUAUAAUAGUAAAGUUUUAGAAACACUUUGUAUGUGUAAAAAACCGGAGUGCCUUUGAAAAUAAUAAAAUGAAGUUCGACGAAACAGGUGAUCAAGAUGACCAUUUAAACCUGAAAAAUAGGACUAAGAACCGUCCACAUAUUAACUAUGAGCUCCCGGACCCGGAGGACCGCCAGGAGAAGCCAUGGCAGCGGGUUAAUAAUACUCCAUUCAUUAAUACGGUCCCCAGUUAUUUCAUCAUUCUCGUGCUGGGUUUCUAUCUCCUGUUGGCGUACUCAACGCAGGCGGUGGAGGAUGACAUGCCUCGGCCCGUGAUGGAUGCUGACCUCAGAGACGUGAGUUUACUUAACCGAAUAGCCUUCAGCGAAGAGAAGGCUCUGCAGUACCUGUACACAAUAAUGGGGGAUAAGCCCCGCGUGGCCGGCACCGAGUACCACCUGCACCAGACCGAGGUGGUACGCGACCUGCUGCUCAACGUCACCAGGGACGCCACGCUCCCGGUCACGGUGGUGUGGCAGACGGGUACUGGUGAGUAGUAGCUGCAGUACCUGUACACAAUAAUGGGAGAUAAGCCCCGCGCGGCCGGCACCGAGUACCACCUGCACCAGACCGAGGUGGUACGCGACCUGCUGCUCAACGUCACCAGGGACGCCACGCUCCCGGUCACGGUGGUGUGGCAGACGGGUACUGGUGCCUUUAAAUUAGACCACGAGUUACCUUACUUGGGGUGGUACUACAACGCGUCCAACAUCGCCGCGUUGUUGGAGGGCGAGAGCGGGGUGCGAGCGAACGGCGAGCUCGGCACUACCCUGCUGCUUAACUGUCAUUACGACUCUGUGCCUUUUGCGCUGGGGGCAUCGGACAACGUAGCUUUCUGCGCGAUCAUGGCAGAGAUUCUACACCGGCUGGCGCAGAGAACCACCAAGUUUAAACACAACCUCAUCUUCCUAUUCAACGGCGCCGAGGAGAAUGCUCUCCAGGGGGCGCACGCGUUUCUGCAGCACCCGUGGGCGCGGAACAUCACCGCCGUCGUCAACCUGGACGCGGCUGGCAUGAACGGGAAAGCAAACGUCUUCCAAACAUUGGACUCACGGCUUGUCCGCGCCUACGCCAAGUCCACCAACCGGCCUUCAGCCCAGUCGUUCGGAGAGUUUCUGUUCGGGUCCGGGCUCGUGCCUUCCGACACCGACUUCAGGGUAUGGCGGGACUACGGACAGUUUUACGGUAUCGACAUCGCGUUCACGAAAUGGGGCAACGUGUACCACACGCGCAACGACAACCCGACCAACCUGCAGCCCGGCGUGCUCCAGGCGGCCGGGGACAUGCUGCUCAACCUCGUCACCAUCAUGGCAGACAUGCCUGAACUUGAAGAAAAGCCCGGCGUGCUCCAGGCGGCCGGGGACAUGCUGCUCAACCUCGUCACCAUCAUGGCAGACAUGCCUGAACUUGAAGAAAAGCCCGGCGUGCUCCAAGCGGCCGGGGACAUGCUGCUCAACCUCGUCACCAUCAUGGCCGACAUGCCUGAACUUGAAGAAAAGCCCGGCGUGCUCCAAGCGGCCGGGGACAUGCUGCUCAACCUCGUCACCAUCAUGGCCGACAUGCCUGAACUUGAAGAAAAGCCCGGCGUGCUCCAGGCGGCCGGGGACAUGCUGCUCAACCUCGUCACCAUCAUGGCAGACAUGCCUGAACUUGAAGAAAAGCCCGGCGUGCUCCAAGCGGCCGGGGACAUGCUGCUCAACCUCGUCACCAUCAUGGCAGACAUGCCUGAACUUGAAGAAAAGCCCGGCGUGCUCCAGGCGGCCGGGGACAUGCUGCUCAACCUCGUCACCAUCAUGGCAGACAUGCCUGAACUUGAAGAAAAGCCCGGCGUGCUCCAGGCGGCCGGGGACAUGCUGCUCAACCUCGUCACCAUCAUGGCCGACAUGCCUGAACUUGAAGAAAAGCCCGGAGUGCUCCAGGCGGCCGGGGACAUGCUGCUCAACCUCGUCACCAUCAUGGCCGACAUGCCUGAACUUGAAGAAAAGCCCGGCGUGCUCCAGGCGGCCGGGGACAUGCUGCUCAACCUCGUCACCAUCAUGGCAGACAUGCCUGAACUUGAAGAAAAGGUAAACAUAUACACUUUAAAUGGGGCAACGUGUAAACAUAUACACCUUAAAUGCGGCAACGUGUACCACACGCGCAACGACAACCCGACCAACCUGCAGCCCGGCGUGCUCCAGGCGGCCGGGGACAUGCUGCUCAACCUCGUCACCAUCAUGGCAGACAUGCCUGAACUUGCCGAAAAGGCGGAGCCAACUACUAUGGUGUACUACGACUAUCUGAACAGCUUUUUGAUCGCGUACCCGCUGUGGGCGGCGUACUUAGUGGACGCGCUGUUCGCCGUGGUGGCGCUCAUGAGUGUGGGCUACUUUGUGUUCGUGGUCGGCGUGCGCAAGUCUACGUUCCGCGGCUUAGCUUGGGCGGUGCUGGGCCGCUUGGUGUGCACGCUGGCCGCGUUCGGCGUGGGGCUCGUGCUCGUGCUCAUCAUGAGCGGCACCACCACGCAGCUCAGAUAUCUUUCUCAUCAGUGGAUAACCGUCCCGAUCUACUGGAUACCCUAUGUCCUGGUUGCCAUGAUUACAUCCCAACUCUAUGAUGCUUGGAGUAGCAAAAAGUCGGGACUUAACCGGUCGUUCCGCGCGCUGCAAGCUUCAGCGGCGACACGUUUCAUUCUGGCCGUGUUACUCCUCGUCAUGACCUGCGUCCCCUCGCUGACGACCAUGCGAUACAUAUUCGCGGUGCCGCUGUUCCUCAUGUCUGUGUUCUCCGUGAUCCCUCUCAUGCUGGCGCGGUAUCUGCGAGUGCCGGCUUAUCUAAACCUGUCGUUCCGCGCGCUGCAAGCUUCAGCGGCGACACGAUUCAUUCUGGCCGUGUUACUCCUCGUCAUGACCUGCGUCCCCUCGCUGACGACCAUGCGGUACAUAUUCGCGGUGCCGCUGUUCCUCAUGUCUGUGUUCUCCGUGAUCCCUCUCAUGCUGGCGCGGUAUCUGCGAGUACCGGCAUGGCAGCAACUGUUCGUGGAGAUGCUUGUGUCUGUUCCGACGCUGAUGUUCCUGUUCGCGCUGUGCCUGCGCAUCAACUCGCUGAUGUUGCCGGUGAUGGGCCGCAGCGCCAGCAACUCCCCUGACUUCCUCGUGGGGCUGCUGAACCUUGGGCUGGCAGCACUCGUCACCAGCGCGGUGUCGGGCAUCGAGCUCCUGUUCUCCAGGAAGCGUCUGUGGCUGCCGACGGCACUGGCGGGCCUGGCGGCGCUCGUCAUCAUGUUCCUGCCCUUGGAGCCCUACGACGCCGCGGGCACCGGGCUGCAGCGGCACUACUGGUUUCACACAGAAAUAAUAAAUCACACGGUUACCCCGCCGACCAGUAUCUCUGGCGUUACGGUGACGAAGAUUGACCCCUACACCAUCGCUCGGACGCGGAGGGCACUGGCUGACUCCGGCCUCAAUUACACAGUUAAAGCUGAUUUAGCGGGGGACUGCGAGCAAUACAUUUUCUGCAAUCUGCCGAUGUUCAGAACCAGGUUGCCUAAUUCCUACGCGGAAGCCUUGUUCAUCGAAAUGCCGCCGCCUACGGCGUUCGCCACGAUGCCCAGUUUGCGGCUCGAAAGCAGGCUGUGCUCUGGCACCAACUGCACGCUUCACUUCGCUUUCGACGGGCCAGCCCACAACACGUUAACACUAUGGCCCCGCUCGGGGUCCAUCGUAGCGUGGUCGUUCGACGCGGACUGCGACCCGUCCUUCACGCAGAACGACCGCCCCGCCUACACGAUCGUGCAGGCCUCGGCCACCUACAGCGAUCCGUUCGACACGCAGUAUUUCUGGAUCACUUUGGAGGUGCCGGUAGCGCAGCAGUCGCAGGCGCUGCUGGACAUAGCGCAGCACGCGCACAAGAAGCAGCACCCGGAGCUGUUCACGCGCGAGUACCAGCAGCUGCUCGACGCCAUGCCAGACUACUUCAAUAUUGACAGCUCGAUCUCCAUACGGAAUAACUAUGUCUUCUAGAGCAGACAUUCUCAAAGUGGGCUCCGCGGACCCCUAGGGCUCCGCAAAGCCUCCGCGACAAAAAGCAAAAACAAAUCAAUAACCAACUCUCCUAUAUCGCUGGUCCACAGUUAAUUUGACAAACGAAAAUUUUUAAGUGGGGCUUCGUCAUAUCAUAUAUUUAGGUUUCGUCACCAAAAAAAGUUUGAGAACGGCGGUUCUAGAGAUAUACCAGCAGCUUAUCCUAUGGAUUCAAUGUGUACUGCUUAACUGAGGAGGUUGGUAAGAAAUUGGUUAGGUACUAUGCGUGAAGCUGAUUUCGUCAGGUGAUAACCAAAACUCACUAAUUGCUACCGCAAGUUAAUAGCAAGUGAACCAUAUUAAUCCUGCAAUAAGGUUGAUUUUUGUGUAUUUAUUAUUUUUUAUUAAUUAGUAAGUUUUAGUUGUCACCAGUUAUAGUAGGACUUGCCGCCAUGCCAGCCAACAUGGCUCGCUGUCUAAUGCCUCGCGCCUUCUAAAGUUAUUCCGAUUGGUAGCCUGUUAUGCCUGAGUACUUUUUGUACUAAAACUGACUGAAGUAGCAUGAUUAAUACGAACGUUUCCGAAAAAACACAAUGUAAACGGAUUAUUCACUACAUUUGUAGCAAUGACAAAUUCGACCAUUGUUCGUAGAGCUAGCCGUAAGUAGUUGAACAAUAUCGGGUGUAUAUAAAUUUUUGACCCGUUAAUCGUCAACUUUUUUAAUGAUUUUGUUACUUCUAAUUUAACCAAAUGUUGUAAAAUACAGUGGAAAUAAGUUGUUAACUAGUUCAGACCUUAACGAGUCAUCCUGUGGGGCAGAUAAAGGACCAUGCUACUUGUCAUUUCUGUUAGGGUUUGGUUUGGACCAUUUUGACACAUACCUAGUCCUUUGACUUCUGAACGUUGUAAAUACAUAUUAACAAAGAUGCUCAAGUUAGACUUAUACACUGGUUUAUGUUAUGUUUAUAUAGUAUUUUUCAAAUACAAAGAGUACCAUGACAAGUGUCAUUUCCAUAUAAUUUUAAACCCUAAAACGCCAAAUCUCGCAAAAUUCUAUUGAGAUUACAUCUGCCAGCGUACCCUUCCUGUUUGAAAAAUACUUUAAUAAGAAGAAUAGUUAUUAAGAGUUGUCUACUCCGGCUCUAUUCAUUCGUUCUGAAUAUAAUAAAUACUAUACUAAUCACGUGGUAUUUUUUCAGUAUCUAUUAUGGUAGGUAUAUUACCUACCAAAAUCUGAAUGCAAUUUUAGCGACAUUGCGGACUCAACCGACCGAUCAAAACCCGCAAUGUAAUGACACUCGCAUGAGAGUUCUCGCAUCGUCUAAAUGAGCCCUGUCUAUUUCUUUUUACUAGAUUUUUUAACUAAGUUUUUCUAAUUGAGAAGAAUUGAAAAAAAAUCUUUCAGUAGAAUGAUUUGACAUUUACUACGUACCUAUUGAAUUCAUUUAUUAUGUUAAUAAUAUUAUUAAAAUUAAUUAGGUGAAUAGGUAAUGCUGUAGCAGCUAAAAAAGUUAAAUCUACCCAUUCACACUAGAAUAUUACUUUAGCUAGGGAUAUGCGUACAGUCAGUACGACUAUGUUAUUAUUUAUAUUCUUUUUAUUUUAUUUUUCUGUUUUUUGUGCAUGUAAAUUUGUUUACACCAACUAUUAAUAUAGCUGUUUACAUUAAAAACUUGAUUUUGA
Cydia fagiglandana is the source of this 8245-nucleotide messenger RNA. RefSeq lists its product as uncharacterized. The record is from RefSeq and is a predicted model, not a curated record. Gene Ontology annotation, molecular function: metalloexopeptidase activity. Lineage: Eukaryota; Metazoa; Arthropoda; Insecta; Lepidoptera; Tortricidae. The transcript has 31 exons. Gene Ontology annotation, biological process: proteolysis.